CCCUUUUACCGAACCCCCAACCCCCUCGCUUUCUCUCUCAUUUCAGCCCUUAUUUUUCUCUCUCUAAAAUCCCCUCUCUCUCUCUACCCCCAAUGGAACCCUGGUCGUUCGAUCCACCGCCACCGCCACCGCCACCGCCACCGCUACCGCUGGCGGUAGAACCACCAGUCCACAUAGCUCACGCCGCCAACCCCACUCCCCCCCUUGCCCCAAACAACAUCCAUAGCCACCCACCUUACGCCGAGAUGAUAACAGCUGCGAUAACGGCGUUAAAGGAGAAGAACGGGUCGAGCAGGCAGGCCAUAGCGAAGUACAUCGAGAAGGCUUACACGAACCUCCCAUCGACUCACUCGGCCUUGUUGACUCACCAUCUCAAGCGAUUGAAGAACAACGGACACCUAGUUAUGGUCAAGUACUCUUACAUGCUUCCUAGAUCUGUUCCUAUUUCAUCAUCUCCUCCUCCUCCCCCUCCUCCUACUACUACUGCUACUACUACCACUGUUACUGCUAACGGCAAUGACUCUUCUCCUGGGCCCAGAAGAGGGCCUGGUCGUCCUCCCAAGCCCAAGUUUUUGGCCCAGUCCAAUCCUGUUGUUGUUGGGUCGGAACCUCUGUUGGUGUUUUCCGGGGUUGUUGAUGGGCCUAAAAAGGGCCCAGGGAGGCCGCCUAGGCUGAAUAGUGGAGUGGAGGAGUUUGGUGGGCCUGUGGUGGGUAAGAGGGGCCGUGGACGGCCUCCGAGGCCCAAAUCGAUGUCUGUUUUGAUGGGCCAGAAUGGCCUGAACAAGGGACGUGGGCGCCCACCUAGAGCUCGGCCCAUUGGGCCGGCUGGGUUGCCACGGCUGAAGAAGGCUGUUUCCGGAAUGAAGGCGUCCGGCCGGCCACGUGGGCGGCCGCCGAAGAACGCGGUGGCUGGUGCGGUGGGUGGUGGUGGAUCGUUGGUUGCCGCCGUUGGUGGUGGAGUGUUGCCAGGGAAGCGGCGGGGUCGACCGCCUAAGGCUGGUGGUGCGGUUAAGAAGCCCAGAAAACUUUCUGGGAAACCUUUGGGCCGGCCCAAGAAGAAUGGAUCAAUGACUGCAAUUCAACAAUCGGUGGCAUAUGAAGAUCUCAAGAACAAAAUUGCACAUUUUCAAUUGAGAGUCAAGCAGGCCAUCAGCAUGGUGAAGCCACACUUAAACAAUGAAACUGCUGUGAGUGCAAUCGCGGCAUUGCAAGAGUUGGAAGAACUAGCAACUAUGGAUAUGAACGCACCACUGAAUGUUCAAGUUCAAGUUCAACUGCAAGAACCGCUUCACCAGUAUUGACAACAAUUGCAGCAAGGACCAAUAACUGCACAGCUUGUUUCGUUUUGAGGACUGACAUUUGGGAGGAGUGCUUGCAAGGAUCUGUGGAGGGAGCGACAAAGUGCGUUGAAAAGCUAGAUGUGAUUGAUUGAUGGUGGAGGUGAAAAUUGAAUGUGGUGUUUGGGCAACUUUCCUGCCGGCCAAGAAUUUGUAAUUUGUAUUUAUAGUUUUAUGCUUUUAUCUGAGUAGGAAUAUUUGAAUACAUUUGAAGUAGCCUUGAAUCAUAUUUCGUGUUUGUGCUAAUAUGGGUUUUACCCAUACUUUUCAAAUGUGGAAAUUAGUUUCAGCUGAAUUCAUUACUUUUAACUGAAUCUGGGUGAAAUUUUAGCUGGAGAUUUG
Camellia sinensis is the source of this 1679-nucleotide messenger RNA. RefSeq lists its product as uncharacterized. Gene Ontology annotation, molecular function: nucleosomal DNA binding; double-stranded DNA binding; structural constituent of chromatin. Lineage: Eukaryota; Viridiplantae; Streptophyta; Magnoliopsida; Ericales; Theaceae. Gene Ontology annotation, biological process: negative regulation of DNA recombination; chromosome condensation; nucleosome assembly. Gene Ontology annotation, cellular component: nucleus; nucleosome; nucleolus. The record is from RefSeq and is a predicted model, not a curated record.